AAGUUUGUUUCAACUUCUGAAAGCCCCCAAAAGAAAAAAAUGACAUAUUAUUUAUUGAAUGUAGUUAGUUAAUAGUAAUUAAAGAUUAAAAUAGAAGCUUUAAACUAUAAAGUCCACCUUUCAUAAGUCUUGAGGCGUUUCCUGGUUCAAGACGUGCCUUAUUGCCAUAGUGACAGUCAGCUGGAUUCAAAACAUGUUGGGUUUUUUUGAGGUAAAAUGUAAAUAAAAGAAAAACAAAAAAUAAAUAAAAGGCAAAUAUAAAAUAGUAAUAAAAAUGGCAAAUAUUUUACACCUUGUUUCAGAUAAAAACUACCAGUUUUUACCCUGGAAAAAAAUGUUUAGAAUGCUUUUAUGCACAACUCAUUCAAAUCAAAUCAACCUGAAUGAGUAAUAUUUUUAGAAUAAUCACAACAACACAUGCAAGCUGAUUGAAGCAAGUUAACCACAACAAGAUAGAAACAAACAACAGAGAUAUAAAUAAAUACAAAUGGAUCCAGUGUCGCUCAGCCUCCCUGAAAUCAUCAUAAAUGACAGAGGAGACUUUGAUACCACUCCUCCAAACCUCUCAUCAACCAACCACCAAACCUCUCCAGGGAGUGGAUCUGGUCUGAGUGACAAACCACGCAAACCCAAAAGGUCAAAAUCGACUCCUCAGAAGAACCAGAAAAUCAUCGACUUGUUUGGACAGUUCAAUCAGCCGGACUUUAGUUCGACACUGAAUGAAUCAACGUCAUCCCGAAGUUCCCCUUCUGGGAGCUUCAACCAGCAAAACCAACUCCUGAUACAAGCUCAUAGUGGAUCCUCUCCGUUCCAACUCCAGACUUUAUCCCCUUGUUUCGGGUCCCCGACUGGAAUCUGGACCCCCUCUCCUCCUAACCCUUCCUGCUGGCUGAAUAUGAGCCCAAUAACCUCACCUCCAAACCCCAGGUUUGGGUGUAGCCCAUAUGUUUUGGUUCCCGUGAACCAGUGUAUGGCUCCUUGUCCUCCAUUGGUCCUGCCCCAUGCUAAUCCCAGCUGGUGCUCAUGUCCACCCAUGGUGUACGAUUUUCCUCCCUACACUCCAGACCUGGCAUCGGGAGGACCGGUCCAGCCAGUCAGCGAGCUGCCAGAGUUCGCAGAGACGAGAGAGAGGAGUGAGGAGACGGGCAUGCCAGAAGAUCUUGAACUGUCUUUCCUCACAGGAGGAACACAGACACACGAGGAACCUCAUGGAUCCCAGACCUUAUUGGAUGAUGAAGCGCUGGCAGUGCUUGCUUUUGAAGACUACAAUACGGUCAUAGACUCCCUGCUUUCAGAGAACGGAAAUGAGAAUCUUGGGAUAGCAGACGACUCAUUUGAGGAGUUUCUGGAUAAACUGUGGAGGGAUGAGGAACUUGUUAGGGAGUUUGGGCUGACACUGAAUAUGGAGCCCCCGGCUUCCUUGCAGCCUUUAGAUCCACAGCUUGACCAUGUUGCUCCAGAUAACCAAACACAAGAGGAGCUGACAUAUCCACCUUCAGUAAACACCAACUAUGAACAUGUAACUGAAGGCAAAUACCAGGUGGAGUCGACGAUGAACACAGAGCACUUGGAUUCUGCUGUUUCUUCAGCUCCAGAGCCCAUCGACUUUCUUCCACUUAUUGAACUCCAGCAAGAGCCUUUGGAGGAGAUCUUGGAGCAGCUGCUUACUCUUACUUCUGGUGACUCCAAUGUGAUAUCUCCUGAAACUAAAGAAACAUCGCAGCUCGCUUCAAAUAAUGAGGCACCACUCCAAAGGGCUCAAUCACCCAUUUUAGGCCCUCCAAGCUCACAGUUUGACUCAAACCCAAACCACAACGGACAAACAACCCUUCAAGAGGAGCUGCUGCCGCCCAAUGCAACGGUGAAGUACCUUGAGAUGACACACCUUUGCCGUCGCUGUGGCACCCUCUUCAUGGACGAUAAUGUCACUUCAUAUCUGCAGUUUCCUCCCAACGUCACUCCAGACACCAGCCUCAUUCCUGAACUUCAGGAAAAGAGUUCAAAUGCACCUGCCCCCGAUUCUCCCUCCAGGGAUUUGUCAGAAGCAACCUCUGCUUUCCUUUUGCACCUGGAAGAUACAGAGCUGGAUUGGACGACCCAAAAGCUUCAGGAAGGACCUCCAGUUGGGGAUCCUUCAACCUUUUUCGAGUUCCCCUCGACCUCCAGGGUUUCAGAGCCUAAUGGGGAUCUCCAUACCAUUGCCAACAAGGAUCCUAUGCCAAAUUCAGGAGCUGAUGUAUCUAACACUGAGCCAUCACAAUCUGCAAGCCCUCAAACUUUGAUUGUCCAAGCUCUGAAAGCACUCGAUCAAACACCAUCUCCGUUUAAGACACCUCUUGAACAAUGUAGUCCCAAAACCCUUAACCCAAACCUGUCUUCUCUUGAGUCGGUCCUUGUGCAAGCAAAUUUGUCUUCUGUUGCCGAUUCCAAUGCAGAGCCCCGUGAUCCCAAAGUUGGUGCCAAUUCAUCAGACUCAAAGCCAGGAAAUCAGACAUUAGUGACCCCAAAAGAUCUGAAGGUUUCUCAAGAGUUUGCAUCCUCUGGCAUGGCAUUAAGCGCAGGAAAGUCAAGUACAUUUUGGAUAAAUUGUAACGAAAAAGGCCUUGGAACACCAGUGGCAAGAAUGCAGCCUGUGUUGAAAGCACGAAAGGAAAAAAGACUCAAGGAAGGGAAAGGGGGGAAUAAGGAAAGGACAAACAUCAGACGCAGUCAGAGGCUGUUAGAUCUUAUUGGAAAAGGUGAAGCAGGAAUGGGUGGACAAAUUAGGCAGAGCAUUACCCCAACGCCAAAAUUCAGCCCUGAGAAGGAUGGAGAACAGAAGACAGAGUCUUUUAUGAAAAGGCAAAGAGAUUUGGGCGAGUUCGAAGAGCAGAACAUGGCAACAAAAACAGCUAGAACAACCAAGCAACUUACAGAAAUGAACAAGAAGGUACAUCGUCAAAAUAUCACAGAGGAGAUAAAGCAAGUCAAGACGGAACAAAGGCUCCAGUGCAAGGACAAUUACCCACAAUUCAUACAGUUAGAGAUAGAGAAGAGCAAGGUCAAGUCCUCACCCAUGAGAGAGAUGCCUGACGACCAAAAACAGGAAGAUGCAACUGAACCAAAGACUCUGAUAGUUAAAAGCCAGAUAAAAAGAAACAAAGGCAAGAGAGACAGAAAGGACAGUCAGAAGAAGGAUGAAAAUGCUAAGUCCAACAACAAAAACAAGGUUUCUAAAAACUGCAGUCCAGUAUGUCCUCUGAGGUGCCCAAGAGUUAAAAAAAAUACUCAAAGUGAAGAACCCCUGGAGGACGAACAAUCCAACAAGACAAAUGAUCCCACUUCUGUGAAAACCUGCAUGGAAAGCCCAAACUUAACCUCUGUUGUGUGUUUGGGGACUUGGCAACAAAGCAAUGAAAGAAUGAAGGGAGGAGGAGGUACAAGACGAAUGACUUAUGAAUUCAGUCCAAUAAAAAGAUGCCAACAGGAACUUGGGGCUUCCAAAGAGAUCGAGACCAAAACGGACAAGAUCAGAUUUAGUCCAAUGAAAAGGGGAAGAUGGAAGAGCAGAUUCGAGGGAAACUUUGAGAGUGGCAAAGAGGGACCAGGAGAAACACCUGCCUGUAAACCAAACCAUACCUCAACAAAAUGCAAUAUAAACACUUGUGACAAAAAGAUCAGUCCAGUUUCUGAAGCAGAAUCUCCUCUGAGGUGCCCAAGAGUCCAAACAAAUACUGCAAGUGAAGAACCACUGGAAGACAAACCAUCUGACAAGACAAAUGAUCCCAUUUCUGUGAAACCCGGCAAGAAACCCCCAAAUAUAACCCCUGUAGUGCGUUUGGGAACCUGGCAACAAAGCAAACCUGUUGCAUCAAGUCAAAGUGAAGUUGCAGGAACCAAAACUCAUGACUUUUACAGCUUGAGAUCAGGAACUUGCAAGACUCGAGAGAACAAGGCACCUGAGGUGGUGCAUGGACAAAAUAUCUGCGAUCCAACAUCAGACCAGACAGCAGGUUUGAAAGGUGGCGAUGAAAGAAUGAAGGGAGGAGGAGGUACAAGACGAAUGACUUAUGAAUUCAGUCCAAUAAAAAGAUGCCAACAGGAACUUGGGGCUUCUGAAAAGACUGAGACCAAAACUGACAAGAUCAGAUUGAGUUCGAUAAAAAGAGGAAGACAGAAGAGCAGAUUCAAGGGAAACUUUGAGAGUGGCAAAGAGGGAUCAGGAGAAACAUCUGCCUGUAAACCAAACCCAAGCUCAACAAAAUGUGAUAUAAACACCUAUGACCAAAAGAUCAGUCCAGUUUCUGAAGCAGAAUCUCCUCUGAGGUGCCCAAGGGUCCAAACAAAUACUGCAAGUGAAGAACCACUGGCAGACAAACCAUCUGACAAGACAAAUGAUCCCAUUUCUGUGAAACCCGGCAAGAAACCCCCAAAUAUAACCCCUGUAGUGUGUUUGGGAACCUGGCAACAAAGCAAACCUGUUGCAUCAAGUCAAAGUGAAGGUGCAGGGACCAAAACUCCUGACUUUUACAGCUUGAGAUCAGGAACUUGCAAGACUCGAGAGAACAAGGCACCUGAGGUGGUGCAUGGACAAAAUAUCUGCGAUCCAACAUCAGACCAGACAGCAGGUUUGAAAGGUGGCGAUGAAAGAAUGAAGGGAGGAGGAGGUACAAGACGAAUGACUUAUGAAUUCAGUCCAAUAAAAAGAUGCCAAAAGGAACUUGGGGCUUCUGAAAAGACUGAGACCAAAACUGACAAGAUCAGAUUGAGUUCGAUAAAAAGAGGAAGACAGAAGAGAAGAUUCAAGGGAAACUUUGAGAGUGGCAAAGAGGGAUCAGGAGAAACAUCUGCCUGUAAACCAAACCCAAGCUCAACAAAAUGUGAUAUAAACACCUAUGACCAAAAGAUCAGUCCAGUUUCUGAAGCAGAAUCUCCUCUGAGGUGCCCAAGAGUCCAAACAAAUACUGCAAGUGAAGAACCACUGGAAGACAAACCAUCUGACAAGACAAAUGAUCCCAUUUCUGUGAAACCCGGCAAGAAACCCCCAAAUAUAACCCCUGUAGUGCGUUUGGGAACCUGGCAACAAAGCAAACCUGUUGCAUCAAGUCAAAGUGAAGGUGCAGGGACCAAAACUCCUGACUUUUACAGCUUGAGAUCAGGAACUACCAAGACUCAAGAGAACAAGGCACCUGAGGUGGUGCAUGGACAAAAUAUCUGCGAUCCAACAUCAGACCAGACAGCAGGUUUGAAAGGUGGCGAUGAAAGAAUGAAGGGAGGAGGAGGUACAAGACGAAUGACUUAUGAAUUCAGUCCAAUAAAAAGAUGCCAACAGGAACUUGGGGCUUCCGAAGAGACUGAGACCAAAACGGACACGAUCAGAUUGAGUCCGAUGAAAAGGGGAAGAUGGAAGAGCAGAACUGAGGGAUCAGGAGACACAUCUGCCUGUAAACCAAAGCCGACCUCAACAAAAUGCAAUAUAAACACUUGUGACAAAAAGAUCGGUUGUUAUUCUCCAGAAGAAACUGUCAAAGAUGAAAAAUGCUGUGGAAUGAAAACCAGAUCAAGCUGUGAGGGAAACAGCAACCCACGCUUUCCUUCCAUGCAACAACAAGGCCUUUCUGAUAAGUUACCCUCAAAGUACAAAGACUUUGUGUCUUUCAAAACAAAGGCGCGCAAACAUCAGCCAAAUAAGAAGUCAGGAAAAGGAGGAAUAACACUGAGAAGUGGGCGGAAGAUUGAUAAUUACCGUGAACAAAAGCAAAGAGAACAAAAGGAGAGAUCCGAGGAGCACAAUGAGAGACAUUUUGAACAUGCAAAUGUGUUGAACACGGCAAACUGUCUUUAAAACAAUUCACAGUUUAAUUCAUUGUUAAAUACAAAAAUAUGAACACGUGUAAGAAAAUGUCAAUAAAAUAAAUGUCUUGAUUUACAGAG
Messenger RNA from Notolabrus celidotus (New Zealand spotty), 5913 nucleotides. RefSeq lists its product as uncharacterized. Lineage: Eukaryota; Metazoa; Chordata; Actinopteri; Labriformes; Labridae. The coding region runs from base 488 to 5824 and encodes 1778 amino acids. The record is from RefSeq and is a predicted model, not a curated record. The transcript has 9 exons.